AUGGGGGAGAAACUGGGCAGCAUCCUCGUUGACCUUGUCAAAGAGGGUCUUCCGGCGUCAUCUAUUCACAUAGUGGGUCACAGUCUAGGCGCACAAAUCUCCGGGUUCACGGGCAAACAGUUCUUGAACCUGACCGGGCGGCGCGUGGGCCGCAUCUCGGGGCUAGACCCAGCGGGGCCGUGCUUCUCCAACCUGGAGCCGGAGCUGAAGCUGAACGCCAAUGACGCGGACUACGUAGACGUCAUACAUACUAACGGUGGAGUCGCCGGGUUGAAGGAACCCGUCGGACAAGUGGACUACUACCCGAACGAGGGUGAACAGCAGCCUAACUGUUUAAUAGCCUCAUGUAGCCACAACCGCGCGUGGGAGGUGUUCGGGGAAUCUCUGUACAACGAGACAGCGUUCCCGGCCGUACGAUGUGACAGCUGGGAACAAUUCAAGAAAGGGAACUGCAGUGGUAUAAGGUAACAAGAAUUUUCCUGUCAUAUGAAAUAGGUUCACUCAAUUAUCAUUGGAAUGUUUUAGUCUAUCAAAACGGUUACUCUAAAUCUAAUAUGGUGAACAGCGCAAAAUGACGACAUAUCAUUUUCUUAGACAGUAUGUAUACAAAACGAAAGGAUUAUUCGAGUGGGAAU
This is a messenger RNA of Diatraea saccharalis (sugarcane borer), 635 nucleotides long. Lineage: Eukaryota; Metazoa; Arthropoda; Insecta; Lepidoptera; Crambidae. The record is from the annotation of a GenBank genome assembly.